UGCUUUAUCUCUUUAAUGCAUGCAUGAAAGUGGACUUCAAACGUAGAUUUAUUUUACGCUUAUGCGGAUUUCACCGUAAGUACACUUUAUUACUAUGAACACAUGCUUCGCCUUGUUCAAAUAUUCGUGUUAGAAAUACUACCUAAUUGGGAAUAUGUUAUAUUUCUUUAUCUCAAAUAAAUAAAUAAAUACAUAAUUGAAUGGCCUAAUUUAUCUUUAUUAUGUGAAAUUUAACCUCAGGUCUAAAUUUCAAACCCCUGUUGGGUUUCGGUGCGCUUCGAUUUUAAGAUUGAGAUGCAAUUUGAUAUUUUUUAUUAAUUUUAUUUUAAGAUAAUCGACUUUUGCGACACUAAUGCAAUAUCAGAAUACAUAUCUUAACUCAAUAUGAGUUGGAAAGAACUUCAAAUAUUUUAAAAUUGAUUUCAAAACUAUUAAUGGUAAUGAGAAAUUGCAACAGUUGUAUUCACGAAAGCGGAAACCUGCAAUACAAACGCGUUUCAGUUUUAUUUAAACGUAACAUUUUGUAUUAUUUAAAUAGUUGAGAAUAAGAAAUGUCAAUUUGUUUCUUUAAAUGUAAUAAUGUGGCUAAAAUAUAUGUAAAUAAAGCGUAUGCUUUCUUAAACUCACAAUUUAACAAAAAUUCAACUGGGGACACAAAUUAAUUCGUGCACCUGGUGCAUGGCAGUAGCCACGUUCACCACCCUCUCUUUUUUUUCUUUGGCUUAAUUAUACAAACUUUUUUAACACUUGAUUCUGUGUCUCAAAUACUACCCUGCAUAAAAACUUUAAAUAGUAUUCCCUAUAUUUUUUUGUCUAAAUUGUUAAUAAGAUGGUUUGAUGCUAGAUCCACUGAGAAAUCACAACCAUCCAUAUAUUUUUACGCCAACAAUAAAUAGAAAAGGCCAGAAGCCGUGCAUGAUCAUCUUCAUGCACAAAAAAAAAGAAAAAAAAAAUCCGAUUGGAGUUGUUAAAUUGACACAUGGUUAUCUUAGCUUUUAUCCCAAGCCUUUGUAGAUGUUGGUGUAUGAUAUCCACUUGUACACCCGGUGCAGCGAACAUUUUCUCUCGCUGGCCCCACACGGUUCGCCCCCACAUCGUCGUGAGUAUUCUAUAGAAAUAUGUAUACACUCCUAUUGGUUGCUACGUGAGCAAAAGAUCUCUCUCUCUACAUCUCUGAUUCCCUUCCACGAAGUUUUAAAACUAUCAUCUCGAUCGCUUCACGGAAAAGAAAAAGUUUCUUAAUAUCCAACCUCCUUACAAAAAUAACAACAACAAUAAGAAAAAAAAAAAAAAAAAAUGCAAGAGGGUGAUCAGGGAGCUUCUAAAUCAUCGUCAGCGCCGCCACCGCCACCACCGUUUUCACCCUUUGUUACUGAAAAAGAAGAAAAAGCAGCAGCAGCUGCAGCAGCUCUCGACUUCUAUAUAUGGCUUAUCCUUCUCGCAGCUUCUCUCCGAAGAUCCUCCUCCGAUGCCGCAAGAGGUGCCGCCGCUGUGUUGAAUUUUGGUCGAAGGCAAUAAAUGUCGUCGCCUUCUCGUCCACAGCUCCCUACUAUGAUGCAUGCUCCCACCAUGUUACGUACCUUCCACUAUGGGGUAAUUACUUCUGCAAAGCCAGAUUCCUGUGCAUAUCUUCAACCAGCAUAUCAAUCUUCUCUGCCUCAACAAAUACUAAACCCCUUCCUGCAGCCAACCCCGCGUAUCGCCGGUGCACCUUCGCUGAAUUACGAGCUAUUAUUCCAUGAAAGCGGUGGCGCCUUCGAACCAGUCGGCGAUCCCUACUCAGAUAAGACUUCUCAGAUGUCGAAUCUUGCCGUCGAGAAACCGCCUGGCGAUGGAUACAACUGGAGGAAGUACGGUCAGAAGCAGGUGAAGGGCGGCGAGUUUCCCCACAGCUAUUACAAAUGUACCGCCGCCAAAUGCGAUGUCAAGAAGCAAGUCGAGCGUUCUUUCGAUGGCAACAUAAAGGAGAUAAUCUACAAGGGCGAGCACAACCAUCAACCUUCACAAAAUAGGCGGGGCGAGGAAGGUGGUUACGACGACGACGAUACUGAAUCCAAAUUCGAGAACUCGUCGGUUUCGAACGAUGAAGAUGAGGAUGGAACUGCGAUAAAUGAAGGGGAUAGUAAGAGUAGUCCUAAAAUAAACAGAGAUACCGAAUCCGUGGAAUCGACUUCUCAGAGAAUGCUCGUUUUGCAAACCAUAAGUGAAACUGAUCUUUUGGAUGAUGGUCAUAAGUGGCGUAAAUACGGACAGAAAUACGUCAAAGGAAAUAAUCACCCCAGGAGUUACUACAAGUGCACGAAUGUGGGAUGCAAUGUCCGCAAAAGAGUCGAAAGAUCUAAAAAGGACCCAAAAGCAGCUUUAACUACAUAUGAAGAUAAGCAUAACCAUGAUGUUCCAAAAGCUCGAAGCACCAGCCAUAAUACUGUUUCGGCUGAACCUGCAUCAGAUAACUAGCAACCAAAGCACUAGAUAACAACUCCAAGAAGAAUGAGAUUGCUUAGUUGCUUUUCGAAGAAGCCCUGUGUAAAUACAUACUGUAGAUGAUUGUGGGUGAAUGGCUUGUAUGGAUACAUACAUUGCGGCGACUGCGGAUUAAAUGGCUGGUAAGAUCAUCAUACAAGUGAGUGUGUGAAUAAGUAGCUGGUGAGAUGUUUGGCUCGCUAACUACUGUGACAACUUGGUAAGAUAUUUCUCUUCUCUCUCCCGCAGCGAUUUUAGAAUUGAUGAUCCUAUUUGUAAAUAAAUGUAGGAUUCUUUUUUCUUUCUUUUCUCCUUGUACACUGAUUUUGGACUUUAUGUUCGAGAAAUUGUACAUAAACUGUUGGCCUGUUUGUGUAAAAGUACAGGGGGAAAAAAGAUAAAUGACGGAACAAAAGAAAGAAUUAGUGAAGAAAAAAAAGUUUCUCUAGGUU
Ananas comosus (pineapple) is the source of this 2915-nucleotide messenger RNA. Its product is annotated as probable WRKY transcription factor 58. The transcript is spliced from 4 exons. The coding region runs from base 1519 to 2457 and encodes 312 amino acids. Gene Ontology annotation, molecular function: sequence-specific DNA binding; DNA-binding transcription factor activity. Gene Ontology annotation, biological process: regulation of DNA-templated transcription. The record is from RefSeq and is a predicted model, not a curated record. NCBI's taxonomy places the organism in Eukaryota, Viridiplantae, Streptophyta, Magnoliopsida, Poales, Bromeliaceae.